AUGUGGCGUACAUUCGCGUUUCAUAUUCACAAACGCAAACCAGCGGUCCAGAAGCUAAUAAUUCAUCUAGAAAACCAGCAAAGCAUCUCUUACAGACGCACAGCUGAUCUUGGCCGCGUCCUGUGUAGAUAUGGUAUUGAGAAAACCAUGUUCACUGAAUGGAUGGCUAUGAAUGCAAAGUGUCCAGAGGCAAGGAAGCUGCUAUAUGUUGAAUUCCCAAAAUACUAUGUGUGGAACAGUGAUGCCAAAGUAUGGCAUACAAGGAAGCAGGGGGAUACAAUAGGCAGAAUAAUUACCAUCCACCCUUAUGCUGGUGAUUUAUACUAUCUCAGAAUUUUGGUAAAUAUCAUAAGAGGAGCAACAAGCUUUGAAGACUUUUAUAAAGUUAAUGGUGAGGUGAAAGAGACUUUGAAAGAAGCAUGUCGUGCUAGAGGACUACUUGAAAACGAUAAGGAAUGUCACAAAGCAAUGGAUCAAGCAAGUAAUUGGGCUACUCCUCAUCAGCUACGUCAAAUGUUUGUCACUCUCCUCAUAUAUUGCGAGGUCAGCAACCCAUUAGGUUUGUGGGAAAAUUGUUGGGAAUUAUUAUCUGAAGACAUACUUAAAAAGAAACAAAGAGAGUUCGGGUUUGAGAGGCUUCACUUAGACGACCAAGAUUUGUCACAAUAUACUUUGAUAGAGAUCGAAAAACUCUUGCAUCAACAUGAAAAGUCACUCACUGAUUUCAAGCCAAUGCCUACACCAAACUUGAGCAUCAUCAAAGAAUUAGGGAACAGUCUGCUCAAUCAAGAAUUCUACUACAACAUCAACCAUGAAAAAGAAGAACAUGAAAGAAACCAUAUUCUUUUAAACAGUGACCAGAAAAAGACUUAUGAUGCAGUCCUAAAUUCAAUAGACAACAAUCUUGGACAGUUUUUCUUCCUCAAUGGUGCUGGUGGAACAGGUAAAACAUUUCUUUACAAAACUAUCAUCUCCAAGCUUAGAUCUAUCAAAAAAGUGGUACUGCCAGUCGCUUCAUCGGGUAUUGCAGCACUACUACUACCUGGCGGGAGAACCGCUCAUUCAAGAUUCAAGAUACCCUUACAACUAAAUGAGGACACGAUGUGUGAAAUAAAACCCGGUACAAUGCUUGCAGAAUUGCUACUCAAAACUGAUCUAAUAAUAUGGGAUGAAGCACCUAUGUCUCAUCGUCACAUGUUUGAAGCCCUAGAUAGAACUCUAAGCGAUAUUCUUUCUGCAAAAGACCCAUCCGCAAGCAAUAAACUAUUUGGGGGAAUAACUGUACUACUAGGAGGAGAUUUCAGACAAAUACUUCCAGUUAUACCACAGGGAACACGAGCAGAUACAGUUCUAGCAUCAAUAAGUCAAUCAUAUUUGUGGAAUGAAUGCAGUGUGUACGUCCUACAUGAGAACAUGCGCUUACAACAGUCAGAAAAAAAUUUUGCAGAAUGGUUAGUAAGUGUCGGAGAUGGAACAGCACCAAAAGCAGACAAACUUAAAGACAACAAAGAUAACCAAGGGGAGAUUGUGGCUGUUGAGAAUCGGUUUAUGAUGCAGCCUUCCGGAGAUCCACUUCAUCAAAUCGCAGACGCAGCAGAUGUGUUGUGUAAUGAUUCCAAGACACCUAUAGACUAUUUAACUGAAACAGCAAUCAUCACACCCCGAAACGAAACAGUCGAUGAGAUAAAUAAUUAUAUGUUAUCUCAAGCACCUGGAGAAGCUAGAGAAUACUUAAGCUACGACAGCAUAGAAAAGGCAGAUACAAUCGGGCUUCACUAUAAAACAAUGUAUCCCCCGGAGUACUUGAACUGCUUAGAAUUUCCAGGCUUGCCCAAACAUAAGCUUGUCCUAAAAGUAGGCAUCCCAGCUAUGCUGCUGAGAAACAUCAACCAAAAAGAAGGUCUCUGCAAUGGGACAAGACUAAUCGUGACUCAUAUGGCAGAACGAGCUGUCGAAGGUGAAUUAGUCACAGGUACACAUGUUGGUAAAAGAGUCUCACUCCCAAGAAUCAUUUUAUCUCCAAUAGUCUCAGACCACCCAUUCAUACUUAAGAGAAGACAAUUUCCAAUAAGAGUAUGCUAUGCAAUGACCAUAAACAAAAGCCAAGGACAAAGCUUGAAAUCAGUUAUUCUAUAUUUGCCUAAACCAGUUUUCAGUCAUGGCCAGCUAUACGUUGCUCUCUCAAGAGUAACAUCACCUGAAGGCUUAAGUAUUUUACAAGAAGAAAAAGACUCAGUGACUGGAGUGAAUAACAUCGUCUACAAAGAAAUAUUCAACAACAUCCCUCAGUAG
Brassica oleracea var. oleracea is the source of this 2292-nucleotide messenger RNA. RefSeq names its product ATP-dependent DNA helicase PIF1-like. Lineage: Eukaryota; Viridiplantae; Streptophyta; Magnoliopsida; Brassicales; Brassicaceae. The transcript has a single exon. Gene Ontology annotation, biological process: telomere maintenance; DNA repair. The coding region runs from base 1 to 2292 and encodes 763 amino acids. Gene Ontology annotation, molecular function: DNA helicase activity. The record is from RefSeq and is a predicted model, not a curated record.